GGGAGCCGUCGCGUUGCGAUGUCGCUGUGGCUGCGGCGGGGCCGCGGCCCGGAGCGCUGGGCGGCCGAGCGGCGGGAGCUGCAGGAGCGCAGCCGGCAGCAGUGGGAGAGCACCAGCCGCGCCUUCGCCCGCGCCGCCGCCGCCUGCUCCCUGCAGGCGCGGUGGAGCGAGCCCCGCGUCCCCCCGCCCAGCGCGGCGGCGGCGCGGCGGGACGCGGAGGAGGCGGCGGCGCGGCUGGAGCGGCGGCGGGAGCGGCUGCGGCGGCUGCUGGGCGAGGAGCGGGAGGCGCUGGCGGCGGAGCUGCGGGAGCGGCGGCGGAGCGGGAUGCGGAGCCAGCAGCUGCGGGACGGCCCCGGAGAGUGCGGGAGGAAGUUUACUGAGCCGCCGCUGCAGGAGCGCUGGAACAAAAACAACGCAGAGCUCCCAGAGGCAGAGUCUGAGCUGCACAGGAAGCACAUGAAGGAGGCUUGGGGUGAUCAGCUAACACAACAAACCACGGAAGAGGCGGCCAAACAUGGAGAGAAGAAACGUUAUGAAAACGAGUACAAAACAACACGAGGAGAAGUGCUGGAAAGAAGGAGCCAAGAGGAAGAGAAGCCUCAGCUGGAGGAGACCUUGCUUCAGCAGAUAGAAGAACUGAAACUGCAGGAGACAAAGGCAACAAAGCUGAAAAAGGAACAAGAGAAUUUAUUAAAGCAGCAGUGGGAGCUGGAGAAUUUGGAAGAAGAAAGGAAACAAAUGGAAGAGCAACGGAGGAAGAAAGAGCUCGGUCGCUUUUUGAAGCAUCAGUGUGAUGUCCAGUUAAGGAGACGAGUGCAGCAGGUACAGGAGGAGCUGGAGACAGACAGGCAAAUCUUAUCAACCCUCCUGGAGAAAGAAGAGGAGGAUCAGAGCUGGCAGAGCCCGCGGCGGGGACGGGCGGUGGCAGACGUGGCCUGGAUGAAGAAAGUCAUUGAGGAACAGCUCCAGCUGGAAAAGGAGAGGGAAGCAGAGCUUGAGACUAUCUUCAGGGAAGAAGCAAGAAAAAUGUGGGAGAAAAGGGAAGAAGAAUGGGAAAGAGAGAAGGUGGCCAGAGAUCGCCUGAUGAGUGAGGUCCUUGCAGGCAGGCAGCGCCAGAUCCAAGAGAAGAUGGAACUAAACAGGAGGGCCCAAGAAGAAUCCAUUAAAUAUCGAGAGCAGCUGAUCAAAGAACUCGAGGAGGCCAAGGAAGUGACUCGUCAGGAGAAGGAGCAGGAGGAGGAGCAGCAGAGAGCCCACAGGAGGGAGCUGCAGGCACAGGGCACUGAGCACAGCUUGGGAGAGGAGCAGCAGCAGCAGGAGGGAUCAGCCCGGCAGCACCUGGAGGAGCUGGAGCAGCAGGAGGCCAAGCAGGGCUGGCACAGCAGGGUAAAGUCACAGCAGGGUCACCCUGGCACAGGGGUCACCCCCACACACAAGCCCAUCAUAGAGAGUGACACCAUCAUUGUGUCUGAUCUUUCUACAGUUACCCAAGAGCAGCUUGGACCUGAGGAAUGA
Molecule: messenger RNA, 1515 nt
Organism: Camarhynchus parvulus
Lineage: Eukaryota; Metazoa; Chordata; Aves; Passeriformes; Thraupidae
Gene: TCHP
Product: trichoplein keratin filament binding
Exons: 12
Coding region: 19-1515 (498 amino acids)
Biological process (GO): apoptotic process
Cellular component (GO): keratin filament
Source: RefSeq, a predicted model, not a curated record